Besnoitia besnoiti is the source of this 624-nucleotide messenger RNA. RefSeq lists its product as uncharacterized. NCBI's taxonomy places the organism in Eukaryota, Apicomplexa, Conoidasida, Eucoccidiorida, Sarcocystidae. The record is from RefSeq and is a predicted model, not a curated record. The transcript has a single exon. The coding region runs from base 1 to 624 and encodes 207 amino acids.
AUGGAGCUCGUAAACAGCUUUCCUCACGUGCCUAGCAGGCCGCCGGGAGAGCGUGGCUCUGAGGCUGAUCAGGAAGGACCUAGUGCGGCUGAGGUGGACGCCAACGUCCAGCGGGCGAUUCACUUGUCUUCGCUGGCAAGAACCCUGCCCAGUCCUGUGCGGGAGGGUCGGACUGCACAAGAUGUGGCGGACGAAAACGAGGAAAUUUCGAAGCUCAUUGCCCAACUCAGGCGGGCUCAGCAGACGACCGCGGACCUUAUCGCGCGGGUGAAGGAACAUGGGACUGGGAGAACCCGUCCAGUCUAUACGAGAAAUUUCUGCCCGUCUGAUGAAGGACUGGCCAGUAUUCAGAAAAUGAUACAGGCAAACGAACGUGAGGAGGCGCAGUUGGAAAAAACCCUGAAGCAAAUCAGCGAUCCCCGCUAUAUGGCACAGCUGACGACGCAACUGCAGAAACUGGACAGCGCCAUUACACGGCUCACUCGAGAGAACCGGCGGAAAGAGGGCAAGAACAAAAGGGUUGGGCAAGUCCUGGAGGGCGAGGAAAAAGGCGCCGAAUCCUUCGCUACGCGACUGCACAGAGAGCUUGACCACCUUUCUCAUGAGGUAUCCAGCAAAAGCUGA